CAAAUUAGUUUGCAAUUGAGUACAUUUCACUAUCUUACAACUAUGUUGCAAAUAAGAUACAUGGUUUUCGUGAAGCAAACUACUCACAAGGUUGCUGAAAACUCUUCGACAGCCCACGACCGGUUUCGCCUUUCUUGGGGCUCAUCAGCAGCUAAGAUCUUAGGGAGUGCUUCCAGAAAGAAAACUACCCAUAAGGAUGCUGAAAACUCUUCGACGGUCCACAGCUGGAUUCGCCCUUCUUUAGGCACAUCACGUAAGCGCCGUCCCCAAGUUUCCAUUAAUCUCAUGUUCUACUUGAACCCGAAUCGCUCGAGAAUCACCAAAUAUCCCCACGGAAGGCUCACCAGAAUCCCAGCUGAAGAAUAUCAUAAACAAUAG
Molecule: messenger RNA, 378 nt
Organism: Opisthorchis viverrini
Lineage: Eukaryota; Metazoa; Platyhelminthes; Trematoda; Opisthorchiida; Opisthorchiidae
Exons: 2
Coding region: 43-378 (111 amino acids)
Source: RefSeq, a predicted model, not a curated record